AUGUCAGCAAAGAAUAAAGUUGGUCCUCUUCCUGCGACAAAAAAAGCUUUUUUAGAGACAAAAACCCCUCCAAAAGUCGCUAAAAAGCCUCUGAAAAAGCAAAAAUCUUUCACUUCUCGUCUUCGUCAUUAUUUUUUCGAGUCAGUUUCUUACUCCGGGAUCCAUGGAUGGUCUUACAUCUUCGAACCGAAGCGACAUUGGACCGAAAGAAUCUUAUGGCUUAGCGUAAUUGUGUGUCUCGGAGCUGCCGCAGCUUAUUUAUGUCUCACAACAUGGGACAGAUACCAAGCGGAUCCCGUCGUUGUAUCUCUCGAAAAUUACGAUAACGAUUGGAAUGGCACCGUUCCUGCGAUAACUUAUUGCUACCAUGAGCGAAUCGACUUUGACAAAGCCGAUGAAUUUAUCCAACGGACUUGGAGUGCUGACGAGAACGACACUUCGUACGAGGAUUACAUGGAAUUCAUCGGAAUUGUCGUGAAUAUCUCCUCCGAUAACUUGCAUCGCUUCGAAAAAUUCAAAGAUGACGAGAGAUUUAGCUCGAUUGAUAUGUUGGAAUUAGCGCGGGAAUUGCAUCCGAAUUACGAUGACGCGAUAACGAGCUUCGAUAAAGGCGCUGAGGUGAAUUUCGUCGAAGUGAUAACCGAAAGAGGAAUUUGUUACACGAUAAAUUCGCCGUUAUCGGUGCUGCUGAGUACAAUGAUCCAGUUGAAUGACUUCAAAAUUGUGGAGAAACCGAUGUCUUGCCUGUUUUCGAAAAAUAAGUGCUUUAUUAAUAUUGAUUUGUAUGAUUCGGCGAUCUCAUAUGCAGUUCAUUCGCCUUACGAUUUGCCUGUUGAAAAUAUGGGCUUUACUGAUAUGAUGAAACAAGAUGAAAUUGAAGCGAUUUAUGCCGUUGUUGAAACUGUAGCUGAUAAACAGGUUCGAACUUUAUCUCCGAAGCAGCGAAAAUGUCUUUUUCCGGAUGAAUCGAGUAAAAUGUCUUCUUUACCUGUUUAUGGCGUCAAAUACUGCGGAAUUCUCUGCAAGGCACGAAAAAGUAUCGAACUUUGUGGAUGCAAGCCUUUCUAUUACCCCUUCAUAAACGGUCAAAUUUGCACAGUUGAAGGUUUAGCAUGUUUGGCGCAAAAAGGAUGGCCCGGCAACAUGACAGCAAAUUGUGAAUGCCCAAAACCCUGUACUGAAGUACUUUUUGUUCGAGAAGUCUUCAAACGUCACAGAUGGUCUGUCGAUGGCUCCGGAAUAACUUUUGUGCGGAAAACUGCUUGUCGAUGGGAGAUUUUGUCACCGAAUUUCCGAUUGCGACGCGAUGUUUUGUUUUCUUUUGAGGAUUUGUUGGUAUCAUUUGGAGGCAUCGCUACCCUCUUCCUGGGCUUCAGUUUGUGGAAUUUAUUCCGUCUCGGGUACUCGAUGGUGCGCCAAGUAAUCGACACAAUGGAAUAA
Messenger RNA from Culicoides brevitarsis, 1440 nucleotides. RefSeq lists its product as uncharacterized. The coding region runs from base 1 to 1440 and encodes 479 amino acids. NCBI's taxonomy places the organism in Eukaryota, Metazoa, Arthropoda, Insecta, Diptera, Ceratopogonidae. The transcript is spliced from 4 exons. The record is from RefSeq and is a predicted model, not a curated record. Gene Ontology annotation, molecular function: ligand-gated sodium channel activity. Gene Ontology annotation, biological process: sodium ion transmembrane transport. Gene Ontology annotation, cellular component: plasma membrane.